AGCCCGUCUUCUCAAGUUCGGGCGGGGUGAACGGUACGGGGCUGAACCCGUGGGUCAUGGCGUCCGUGCGACGGGGCCUGCUGGCCCUGUGCCUCUUGGUCGCCGCCUGGAUUCAUGCCUCCAGCCUAUGCUUUAAAAUCCCGGGCAUCACAGGACCACCGAUGAAGCGCCCGAAGCCUCGUAACAAGCGCCAGGAGCUGGAGAAAUGCCCCCAGAAGGGCGGCAUCGUCAUGCGUGUCUACACCAUGUCGCCCAAGAAGCCCAACUCAGCGAUUCGCAAGGUGUGCCGCUUGAAGUUGUCCACCGGUGUGGAAUGCAUCGCCUAUAUCCCCGGUGAGGGCCACAGCCUCCAGGAGUUCGCCUCGGUGCUCAUGCGCGGAGGACGACGCCGAGAUUUGGUCGGUAUGAGGUAUUGCGUGAUCCGUGGGGCCCGCGACAUGCAAGGGGUCGUGGGCCGGCGUCAGAGCCGCAGCAAGUAUGGCGCAGAGAAGCCGAGUGCAGAUGAGCCACCCCCUGCGAAGGGCAAAGGAAAGCGCUGAGAGUCGAACAAAUUUUCAGGUGCGGCGGAGCCCCUGCAAAAAGCAAAGAAAAGCGGUCGACCUCUUCUGCAGCGUGAUCUGGGGCGUUCAAUAUGGUUCAAUC
Messenger RNA from Durusdinium trenchii, 642 nucleotides. The record is from the annotation of a GenBank genome assembly. NCBI's taxonomy places the organism in Eukaryota, Dinophyceae, Suessiales, Symbiodiniaceae.